GCGGCACGCAAAAUGCUAACGAAAGUUGUCAAUGCCCUCACCGCUAUGCGCGAAAUCGGAGGUCCCGCUGCUUCUAGCUAUCUUCUCGGCCUGCCCGAUCAUUACACCAAUCACCGAUUCAAAGUUUUCUUUUGGUACAACUACGUUCAACAUAUCACACAACAGCUGGAGCUUUCUGCCGCUACAGAUUCCACGGAAGAAGAGAGGGUUUUGGUCGCCGUGCAGUCAAACACUGUAGUAGCUAUGAACAAGGUGAACGACUACAUCUACCGCCCGGUGUUUUUCGAGAAAUGGUCUCUGUACGAUUACCUUCGCGCUACAGAUGUAAAGAAGGCCGAUCAUUCCAAUGACGAACUAGAACCCGAUCCUGCACCAAAAGGUGUAGCCUACCGUUUCCUACGCGGUCACCCUUUGCAUAGGACUCACGUUGUGCGUUUAGUGCCUGAAAAAGAGCGGUACGUUCUGAACUUUGUCGGCGGCACUCUGCCCAGAGUUGACAGAGGCGAUCUUGUGACUUACCACAAAACAAUGAUGAUUUUCUUCUCUCCCACAGGUUGGCGUUCCGCUCGCGAUUUGCUGCCGUGUAACAGUACCUGGGCAGAUGUAUUUACUUCUUCUGUUUUCAGUGACGAAGCCACCGGCGUCAUGAAGAACAUGAACGUUCUGUACGAAUGUCUUGACGCGAGAGACGAUUACUCCGCCGCCCGCCGUGCUGGGCAGGGCGACGAUGACGGUGCGGAGUUAGGCCGCUUUGGCCGACAAUCUAAAGACGCCUCUGAGUUGGUGGAGGAGGGUGGAUCGUCUGCUUACGUAGAUACCGAGCGCGACCUCCUCGCUCUGCUGGACGACCCAUCUUGCGUGGCCGAUAGAGUUACCGUACGAAAGACUAAAGAGAUGGAUGCGAUGCGUGAUCUGUUGGCGAGGGUUUCGUAUAGUGUUGUGAACCCGGGCUCCAAGCAAUCGUGCCUUCCCGUAUGGACUCUUCCCUCGCGAGAUCCCGCUAUCUGGAAGGACUGUGUCACUCGCGGAAAGCAGGCAGUGAUUGCGAGCCGUUCUCUGAAGCCCACAACGCUCGAAAACGAGUCUGUUGUACCUGUGGACCGUAUCCAUCAGCCUCAGCGUACUAACAUUGUUGCUGUUGUGACCGCUGACUCUCUCCGCAAACUUUGUCCUGGUUUCGUAGACACGCCGUUGCAAGACUCUGCCAUUAUAACUCUAGUGGACACCUUAGAGCAUUUUACCCUCAACACCGAACAGCAACUGGCGUUCACCAUUGUGGCACACACCAUCCAGCAGCGCAUUCCUGACAAACUUCGGAUGUUUCUGUCCGGAAUGGCUGGUACCGGUAAGUCCGAGGUGCUCAAAGCGCUCAUGUACUUUAUGGGAGCUCGCGGAGAGAGUCACCGGUUGUUGGUUCUAGCACCUACCGGAUCUUCCGCUUCGAACGUUAAUGGGAGCACGUACCAUUCCGCUCUGUGUUUCGGACGUGAUCAUGAAGACCUCAGUAAAAUGGACGAUAACAAGCUGGCGAGGCUGCGG
Molecule: messenger RNA, 1539 nt
Organism: Trametes versicolor FP-101664 SS1
Lineage: Eukaryota; Fungi; Basidiomycota; Agaricomycetes; Polyporales; Polyporaceae
Exons: 2
Biological process (GO): DNA repair; telomere maintenance
Molecular function (GO): DNA helicase activity
Source: RefSeq, a predicted model, not a curated record